CCGAAACAGAACCUUAAUGCCAAACACCACACUGACCUAUGACAUUCAGAGAGUCAACCUCUUCGACAGCUUUGAAGCCUCCAGAAGAGUGUGCGAUCAGCUAGCCUUAGGCGUGGUGGCCGUCUUCGGCCCGUCCCACACCUCCUCGGUGAGCGCCGUCCAGUCCAUCUGCAACGCCCUGGAGGUGCCGCACAUCCAGACGCGCUGGAAGCACCCGUCCGUGGACAACAAGGACACCUUCUACAUCAACCUGUACCCGGAGUACAGCGCCAUCAGCAGGGCCAUCCUGGACAUCGUCACCUUCAUGCAGUGGAAGGCCGUCACCAUAGUCUACGAGGACAGCACAGGCCUGAUGCGCAUGCAGGAGCUGAUCAAAGCCCCGUCCAAGAACAACCUGAAGGUUCGCAUCAGGCAGCUUCCCUCGGGGAGCUCGGACGCGCGCCCGCUGCUCAAGGAGAUGAAGAAGGGCAAGGAGUUCUUCGUCAUCUUCGACUGCUCCUACCAGAUGGCCGCCGAGCUCCUCAAACAGCUGAUGUCAAUGGGAAUGAUGACAGAGUACUACCACUUCUUCUUCACUACGCUGGACCUGUUUGCCUUGGACCUGGAGCCUUACCGCUUCACGGGCGUGAACAUGACGGCCUUCCGCAUGCUGAACCUUGAGAGCCCCGUGGUGUCCUCGGUCAUGGAGAGGUGGGCCAUGGAGCGACUGCAGUCCUUGCCCAAAUCCGACUCCGUCCUGCAGAACAGGAUCAUGACUACGGAGGCGGCUCUGAUGUAUGAUGCAGUCUUCAUGGUUGCCGUGGCAUCUCAGCGUGCCACCCAGAUGACGGUGAGCUCACUGCAGUGCCACCGCCAUAAACCCUGGCGCUACGGCCCACGCUUCAUGAAUCUAUUCAGAGAGGCUCGCUGGGAUGGGUUGACGGGACGUAUCGUCCUGAACAAGACUGAUGGCUUGAGGAGAGACUUUGACUUGGACCUUAUCAGUUUAAAGGAAGAUAAGAAUGUCAAGAUUGGAGUGUGGAAUUCCUUCACAGGCCUCAACUUGACUGAAAUAAAGAAAGAUAACCCAAAUGACACAGAGUCGCUCUUCAACCGAACACUCGUAGUCACUACUAUACUGGAACAUCCCUAUGUGAUGUAUAAGAAAUCAGACAAGGUGCUGUAUGGAAAUGACCGCUUCGAAGGCUACUGCCUGGACCUUCUGAAAGAGCUGUCCAACAUCCUGGGCUUCACCUAUGAGGUGAAAUUGGUCUCUGACGGAAAGUACGGCGCCCAGAACGACAAGGGCGAAUGGAACGGAAUGGUCCGAGAACUCAUUGACCAUAUAGCCGACUUGGCCGUGGCGCCCCUGACCAUCACUUACGUGCGUGAGAAGGUCAUCGACUUCUCCAAGCCCUUCAUGACGCUGGGCAUCAGCAUUCUGUACCGCAAGCCCAACGGCACCAACCCGGGAGUCUUCUCCUUCCUCAACCCCCUCACACCCGACAUCUGGAUGUACGUGCUGCUCGCCUGCCUGGGGGUCAGCUGUGUGCUCUUCGCCAUUGCCAGGUUCAGCCCGUACGAGUGGUACAACCCUCAUCCCUGCAACCCGGCCUCGGACGUGGUGCAGAACAAUUUCACCUUGCUUAAUAGCUUCUGGUUCGGCGUUGGAGCUCUCAUGCGGCAAGGCACCGAGGUGAUGCCCAAAGCCCUCUCGACGCGGAUCGUCGGCGGGAUAUGGUGGUUCUUCACGCUAAUCAUAAUAUCCUCCUACACUGCCAACUUGGCCGCCUUCCUCACCGUGGAGAGAAUGGACUCGCCCAUCGCCUCGGCAGACGAUCUGGCCAAGCAGACCAAAAUCGAGUACGGCGCUGUGAGGGACGGGUCCACCAUGACGUUCUUCAAGAAAUCCAAGAUCUCGACGUACGAGAAGAUGUGGGCGUUCAUGAGCAGCCGUAAGAACACGGCUCUGAUGAAGAACAACCGCGAGGGCAUCACGCGCGUGCUGACCACGGACUACGCCCUGCUCAUGGAGUCCACUAGCAUUGAGUACAUCAGCCAGAGGAACUGCAACCUCACACAGGUCGGAGGACUCAUCGACUCCAAGGGAUACGGAGUGGGCACCCCUAUUGGCUCGCCGUACCGAGACAAGGUGACCAUCGCCAUCCUGCAGCUGCAGGAGGAGGGUAAGCUGCACAUGAUGAAGGAGAAGUGGUGGCGCGGCAACGGCUGCCCGGAGGAGGACAAUAAGGAGGCCAACGCCCUGGGCGUGGAGAACAUCGGGGGCAUCUUCAUCGUGCUCGCCGCCGGACUUGUGCUGUCCGUGUUCGUGGCCAUCGGAGAGUUCAUCUACAAGGCACGCAAGAACUCCGACAUCGAGGAGGCCUUCUGCUUCUUCUACGGGGUCCAGUCGGGCCAGCUGCAGCGCCACGGCUCCACCUCGUCCUCGGGCACGUCCCUGUCCACCGACCUGGAGAGCGGCCGGCUCCUCGGGGACGACCUGGACGACAGAUAGGCACAACCCGC
This is a messenger RNA of Engraulis encrasicolus (European anchovy), 2505 nucleotides long. It is a transcript of the gene grik1a, whose product is annotated as glutamate receptor, ionotropic, kainate 1a. Gene Ontology annotation, molecular function: transmitter-gated monoatomic ion channel activity involved in regulation of postsynaptic membrane potential; kainate selective glutamate receptor activity. Gene Ontology annotation, cellular component: presynaptic membrane; plasma membrane; kainate selective glutamate receptor complex. The record is from RefSeq and is a predicted model, not a curated record. Gene Ontology annotation, biological process: modulation of chemical synaptic transmission; synaptic transmission, glutamatergic; monoatomic ion transport. Lineage: Eukaryota; Metazoa; Chordata; Actinopteri; Clupeiformes; Engraulidae. The transcript is spliced from 15 exons. Bases 17 to 2494 code for a protein of 825 amino acids.